Messenger RNA from Triticum aestivum (bread wheat), 1041 nucleotides. RefSeq lists its product as uncharacterized. NCBI's taxonomy places the organism in Eukaryota, Viridiplantae, Streptophyta, Magnoliopsida, Poales, Poaceae. The record is from RefSeq and is a predicted model, not a curated record. Bases 198 to 788 code for a protein of 196 amino acids. The transcript has 6 exons.
UGGGCCAUGCAUCCCAUGUGGAGCACUCCCUUUUAUGUGAAGUUGCUCAAAGCAACACGGUUGCAAAUUUCCUUUUUAAGUCGGUAGGAACAGUCCCGGGCUCGUGGCCGAUACACACACCCUCAGCAGCCGGCGGUGGAUUCCUCAACACAGAUCGGCAGCCGGCCGGUGGAUUUCGCAACACAAAUCGGCAGCCGAUGGAAUUCUAUUCAGUGUAUGACGUGCCGAUCGACCAGCUGCUCGGAGUACCACCUGACGAGAGCGAUCUCCACGAAUGUUGGGAAGGUUUUGGGUCCAAUGGAGGCCAACUUGUAGCUCCCUAUUGUCUUUCUACCCACGACGAGACGCCAGACACCACGCCGCCGGAGACGGAGAGCGCCGCUCAUACAGCGGAUGGACCAGAGAGCGGCUGGAGGCGCAAGAGAGGCCCUCGCAAGAGAAGGGUGCCGUUGUGCACAGACCAAUCUUGGCAUCUGGGUAACCAUUUUGGGGAAACAUCACAUAGAACCAACAAUAGCCACUGGACACCUGAAGAGGUAGCUAUGCUGGUGGAUGGCGUCGAAGAUUGCGGGGUGGCACGGUGGUCUGUGAUGAAGAAGAAAUGGUUUCCAACGUCGGUCCGAACCGUGGGCAAUCUCAAGGAUAAGUGGAGAAAUCUCCUGGAAUCAUACACGGGAAAUGCCGAAAGAAGCUGCUAUCUGCAUCUUGACAAGAAGUUGAUCGAACGGAUCCAAAAGGCAGCAUUCAACAACCCGUAUCCAAAACCAAGGUGCACCGACGAAUGGUGAGGAGCCAUUGUUUAGGACUUUUUACAUUGUGAUGAAGUGCCUUGUAAAGCACUCUCUUACUAAUGAAGGCAAGAUGUUUUAGCAGCUGCCUAGGUCUCCUGCUUCAGUUUAGUACUCCAGUGUUAAGCUAACAAUAUUUGUAGGCAAGAUGUUUUAGUAGUGCCUAAAUACACACUCUAUGUGUGCCUACCUUCCUGAUUGUGUGAUUGUGUGGUACUAUGCUCUCUGAUUGUGUGAUAACUUUACAGAUGGU